AUGGAGAGAGAAAUUGAACAAUUAGUGGAGAUGGGUGCUACGGUGCCACAAGCAAGGGCAGCCUUGAGGCGUUACAAAGAUGUCAUGCGGGCUGCAGAACACAUCUUUGAAGGCCAGUUUGAUGAUGUGACAGACGACGUUGAGGAUGUCGAUGAUUAUGUGGACUACGAUUCCGACUACGAGGGAAAGUCUCGUCCUGCAGUCGAGGUGGACCCUUACUCCGGCAUAUUUUUUUCAAAGGAUCGUCGAGAAGAAGUCAUAGAAGUGGAAGAAGAGCCUGAGACGACAUUUUUACCUGAGGUAACUGAGCAAGUCAAGCUCAUGACUCAAGGCCAGUGGAUGAAAGGCUGCCCCGAGGGUGGUGAACAAAGUUUCUUGUUCAGCCUUUAUUCCCAGCUCAGUGAUGGCGUAUGUUGCUGUACACAGCAAUGUGGGUACACGAUCAAGCGAAAGAAAGGCGAUUUUUUCGCCCUCUUCUCGGACUUUCCUACGUAUAUAGGACAGUUACGCAGUACUGUCAGACGGACUUGUCCUACAUGUCAAACUGUGUUUUGUUAUGCAUGCGGCGAAUCUGUCGAUUCGGAUAAAAACCAACGCCAAUCUGUCACCUCUGACGACGACGGUUUAUUCCACUGUUCCAAUCUUCAAGGUGUCAUAUUAGGCGUUGGGUUACUCAUGCUCGAAACCAUGUUUGCCGAGCAAAGACAGGAAGCGUCGGCAGAGCAGGACCAAGGAGCAUUGAAAUCGAGGACGAACAAGCGACGAAGGGUAGAUUCUCAUUCGGCGACCCCCAGUGGCGAUGACGAUGACGACGACGAGCCAUACUUCCUUGCUACUCCUCAUGGCAAAAAGCCGAAAGGUGGUACUGGAUAUGCUGGAGACCAAAGAGAAGAUGUUUCCGGCCAACUUGAAGCGCUGGCACUUCAACGUACCAAAGACGAGAAGAUAGGCGUGCUUCUUUCUGAAAUUCGGGUGUAUCUUCCAUCGUUGCGUAGACCAGGAGGGGCGCGUACGAGUGACUACAUGGUCCAUCCCACUGCUUUGGCACAUCUGCGAAGGCGAUUCAAUUGCCUUUGCACAUCUCUCCUGAGGAAUGAUUCUCUCUCAGAUAUGUCAGAUCGAUCUGUACUCUAUUUUGAGUUGUUUGAAUGGUUGGAAACGAUAUCUAAUCAUGAAGCCUUGGCGAGUAUGAUGGCUAUGCCGAUCAUGGUGGCUUCGUCCGUGAAGUCUAUCACCGCCAAGAAGACGGAGAAAGGACGGUCUCCUGUGCGUGAACGUACUAUUGUCUAUGAGGGGAGUUCCGGUCCUCGGGAAUUACUCGAAGCUAUUGUUAUACAAGCUCAGGCGGCAAUCAAGGGACUGGAAGGAGCGAAACCUAACGAGCCAACUGCUCACGAGAUGACGGAGGAGGAGAAACGAAUGACCAGUGAUAUGAAGGGCAAGACAAAGGAAUCGACGCCUAUCAUGUCCGAAGAGAAUCAAAAGCUGCUCACAUUCUGUCAUCGAAUCCUUGCAACUGCCUUGGCCAUUGAUCGCUCCUUGCGCGAAACUAAAGGAGAUGCGUUUGUUGAUCGCCUGCAUACUUCUUUGCCGAAGAUUGUACAUUCGUCGAUUCUCGACGAUGUAUUUGUUGAUGUGAACGACACGGAGGAAUUCGUCAAGGCUACCUAUGUCAAUUGGGCUACCAAAGUUAGAUUCGAGUACUGCGAUCUUACGGUCCCAAAACAAGAUGUCAACAACAACAACGAUGAAAAGCAUGAUGACGUUCCACAUUACAAAUUCUACUACAACAACGAAGCACGUAUGUUGGCAAGUUCUGACAUCCCUAAGCGUUCAUUGGCGAUUGCAAAAGAGCUUGCUGUCCUGACAACUAACCUUCCUGUUGCUUGGGAUUCUUCUAUAUUCUUAAGAGUGGAUGAGACACGUGUAGACGUUAUCAAAGCCCUGAUAACUGGACCAGAAGGGACUCCCUAUUAUAAUGGCUGUUAUCUGUUUGACAUCUUCCUCGGACCGAAUUACAACCAAUCACCACCCAAUGUAAAGUAUAUGACUACAAAUGGUGGGAAGUUCCGUUUCAAUCCCAACCUCUACGCAGAUGGUAAGGUUUGUCUCUCGCUUCUUGGAACAUGGACGGGCCCUGGUUGGAUAUCUGGAAAAUCGACUUUGCUGCAAGUACUCAUUUCGAUCCAGUCAAUGAUAUUAUGCGAGGAGCCAUACCUGAAUGAGCCUGGAUGGGCCAUGAAUGGAGGCUCACCCCAAUCUCUAGCAUAUUCUGCGAAUGUGCGGCGCAUGGUUGUGAGGACUGCGAUGCUUGGGAACCUCAAGAAUCCUCCAGAGCCUUUUGGGGAUGUUAUCCGCACACAUUUCAGAUUGAAAGCUCGAUCGAUAAUCACUCAACUAGACGACUGGCUAUCUCGAGAUGAUGGUAGAGGUACGGUCAAUGAUGGCGCAUAUAAUGCGAAAGCCGAAGCAGGGACCAGUACGAAUGGAUUCAAGAAGGACGUAGAGGAGCUUCAACUACUGUUGAAUCAAAUUCAAGAAAACAAGUCAAAUGGCGAGAAAUCCUGAAACCGCAGCAACCGUGUGCCAUCCAACUGUGGACAUAAAGCGGGGCCAGUGAUGUCGACUUUUCUUCCUUCAUGUUGUCGGCUAGCCCAUGUAUCAAAGCAUGCCAGCCUAAAUAUUUCAGAGCUGGGCAAUCGUGAUCUGUAUAUCCUGUAGAUACUGCCUCCAGACCUCUGCGCAUAGUAGCAGCUGACGGUCGAUAUUGUACUAUAACUUACUGUCUGUUACUGUACUGGGUUCGCAAAUGAAUAAAUUAAGUACCACCAAUUGAA
This is a messenger RNA of Serpula lacrymans var. lacrymans S7.9, 2837 nucleotides long. RefSeq lists its product as uncharacterized. Gene Ontology annotation, molecular function: ubiquitin conjugating enzyme activity; protein binding. Lineage: Eukaryota; Fungi; Basidiomycota; Agaricomycetes; Boletales; Serpulaceae. Bases 1 to 2568 code for a protein of 855 amino acids. The record is from RefSeq and is a predicted model, not a curated record. The transcript has 15 exons.